UCAUAUGUGCGUUUGGUUCAUGGUCGGCAGGUAGCCUCGAAAUCGUGCGAAACUGUCGGUACAACGGCGGGCGGUCACGCGAUCGACGACGGAAAAUGUGCGUUGAAAUCGAGUAAAGGAGUGUGACAACGAACAGCCAUGUACAGAAGCGGCGACGCUUCCAAAUGAGAUCCUGUCAUAGAUGAGAUAUCUGCUCGACGUGAGACACGUCGCGAGUGCACAGCUCCGACCGCGCCACUCCGAGAGAGAGGAUGUACUGCCUACAGUGGCUGAUCCCCGUGCUGCUAAUACCGAAACCCGUGAACCCGGCGCUGUUGCAGACCCACGUCAUGUUUAUGGCGCUCUACCUGAUCGGCUUCUUCCUGGAGCGCAAACCCUGCACCAUCUGCAGUCUAGUGUUCCUCGCCGCUGUCUUCCUCAUCUGCUACAGCGGCAGCGGCAACUGCCUGCUGUGGAGCACAAAUUGCGACACAGUAAGAUGCGACAAUGGCUAAAAUCGCGCUGUAUUCGCCGUAGACUCGAGAAUUACCCGCCACCACCUACUCCUCUCCCUCGUUGUUGCUUUCUUCCCGUUGUCUUUUAUCUUCCUUCCGCCUCGUUUUGGCGGAAUGUUUAAAGAUAGCUCGUCAAUUCGCGUUGGCGCGCGCAUAUCGUUUCCGACGCGUGAGUAAUCCUGACAGGUUUAGAUCUGCGACCGGUUUGCGAGAAUUUGGGGGACGAUCUAUCUGCGAGAAUCAUUGUCAUGUUAGACAGUUACAUAUCGAUUGUACAUAGACUCCAAAUCGUAGAAUUCUAAAUAACGGGAAUUUAUGAUAGGUUUGUUUGUCUUCGAUGAGUCUCUGAACUGGAUCCAUAUUCUUGAAACUUUCGUAUACGUAAAUUCCUUUGCGCAGAUAUAGUCAUAUAAAAUAGCUGCGCAAUGAAAUUUACGUGUAUGCAAAUAUUUCAAGAAUACAGGCUUUAGUGCGAUAAGUUGGGGCGAAACAAGUAUAUCUUAGAUCUGUUCUUUGCAGCUGAGCACACUUUCAAAACUUGAGAAGAAACAAAAGGUAUUUAGUUGUAACUUUGUUUUCUAUUGCUGAACUGGCUGCACCAACUUGCACUAGUUCUCUUUCUUCCACUGAGUCUUAACUGUAUACUUGUUUCUUUUCAAAUUCUGUACACUAGCUCAGCGGUAACAAAUUUUUGGUGUAAAAAAAAGAGAGAAACAAAACUUGUGCAAGCUAGUGUAGUCAGAUCAACUACAAAGACAGAUCAUUUUGUUCACUCUUAGUGUGCUGUUUCAGAGGUUUUUAAAAAAUGAACAGACCUAGUGACAGGCUCAUUAUAUUGAACUUCCUUUUGUUGCUAAAAGUGCCUUUAAAAGUGGCUUAUAAGGUUUCUGAUUAACUAUAAACCACUUUUAGAGACAAAAGAGAGUUCAGAAUACAGGCCAUAGAGUUGACGUGCAUAGAUUUUAGAACCCUAUUGCAUUCAACAUUCAGUAAGCACCAGCUAUCAGUGAUGUAACAUUAAUGUUACAAUUUCUAAAUGCAAUAUAUGACAUACAACUAUGUAAAUGCAAUAUGACACAUAUGUUAUGUAGCAGUUACAUUGUUGAGUAGGAAAUUGUGUAAUAUUGAUGUAAUGUUACUAUUGGUGUUCACUGGGCGGUUCAGUAGUAAAAUUUCAAGGAUCCAGCGUGAUUCAAGUUUCUGCUUGAUAUACGAAAACGUAUCGUGAGAAAAAUUUACAAUUGACGACGACAUACAUUUCUUUUUAUACUCUUAUCUCAGCUUUUCAAUGAAAUCCUUUUACGAUGUCUUCUGCAUAAUAAUAGUAUUGUAAUAUAAGAAAUUAUUUUUUUGAACAAAUUGUAGUUUCUUCCUAGUGCAACACAGUUCAAACGAUGCGUCCGUAACUAUUCAAAGCAGCGAUUUAUUUUAAAUCAUUCGCUUUGAAUACAUCACGAAGAUCAUAAAAAUUUAAGAUAAUCUACUUGAGAAUCCCUUAGACGAAUUAUUUAUAUGCGUGAAGAUAAGUAGAAGAUAUGCGGAGUAAAUCAACUCGCCUCUUCGAGAAUAUAAAGAUAAGGCCUUUGAAGGAGCAAUCGCUGUGUAAAUAGGCUAAAAUUUCAAAAAUAAUGAUUUGUGAAAUUUGAUCAAAUUAGGGUAGCAAUGUGAUGAUGAACGAAUUUUUUUUGUAUUGCUGGUCUUCUAUGGCCAGAAACGUGAAUGAUAUUUAUUUUAAUCCCUGUAUGUAUUUUCUCCAUAAAGAGGUUAAAGUGAUGCAAAUUCUGUGCUAUAAUUUGUAACUUGUAGUUUGUAACUCGCAAUUUAUAUAAAUACUAGUGUAAUAUCUAUUCAAUAUAAGUAACGUUACCAAUGUAAAUAUUUAUAGUCAUGGUAACCAAAAAAUAUUGUUGAUAUGAUAGUUUACAAGUGUGAAAAACUGAAUUACAAAUUAAGUCAGUAAAUCUUUUAUAUGUAUAUCUUUAAAGUGUAUAAACGAAGGUCAAUUAUCUUCCUGUGUCUACUGCUAAACUUGCAUUGUAACAUCUUGACACAAAAUGCAAAAAACUUUGCGCUUACGAAAAUUGCAGUAAGUACUUUGUUGUAGGGACAUUUAUUUGGACUAGAGUAUAUAAGCUAUAACCGGUGAGAGCUCUGUGACUAUAUAAAAAUUGUAUAUCUCGAUUUCUUGCCGUGUAAGCACAAAAACAUAAAAAAAUCUGUGAUGAUUUCAUUUGCAAACUUUUAAUUUGUUGAAUGCAAUGAAUUUAGCUAAUAAUUGAAUAGUUAGGUCUAAUUUUCAAAGAGGUGAAUAUGCUUGAGAUGUCACUGUAAUAAUCCGUAAUUUUUGCUUCCAUAUAAAAUGUAUGUCGUGAAAGAAUUAUAAACUUUGUAAAAUGUCAUGUGAUUUAAAGAACUACAGCUUUACAUAUAUAUACAUAAGAAAUAAACAGUCCUGAAUAAAACUUCA
Molecule: messenger RNA, 2961 nt
Organism: Odontomachus brunneus
Lineage: Eukaryota; Metazoa; Arthropoda; Insecta; Hymenoptera; Formicidae
Gene: bc10
Product: bladder cancer-associated protein
Exons: 2
Coding region: 252-494 (80 amino acids)
Source: RefSeq, a predicted model, not a curated record